Molecule: messenger RNA, 563 nt
Organism: Diatraea saccharalis (sugarcane borer)
Lineage: Eukaryota; Metazoa; Arthropoda; Insecta; Lepidoptera; Crambidae
Source: the annotation of a GenBank genome assembly
UUAUAAUUACACCAACAAAAAACAUAUUAUAUACAGGACAUUGGACACAUCAUCAGCCCUUUUUUAUGUCCCCACUGCAGGGGCUUAGGCCUUCCUUAUGGAUGGUUAAGGAGGAUGGGCCAUGACCCUCCACGCUGGCCCAAUGCGGAUUGGAGGGUAUUAACGACUGCAAAUGCAGCCGGGACCAACGGCUUAACGUGCCUUCCGAAGCACGGAGACAUUGGACACAUCAUCAGCCCUUUUUUAUGUCCCCACUGCAGGGGCUUAGGCCUUCCUUAUGGAUGGUUAAGGAGGAUGGGCCAUGACCCUCCACGCUGGCCCAAUGCGGAUUGGAGGGUAUUAACGACUGCAAAUGCAGCCGGGACCAACGGCUUAACGUGCCUUCCGAAGCACGGAGUAGCUCGAGUCAAUUAUUUUUUGGUCACCCAUCCCGUGACCGACCCCUGCGAAAGUUGCUUAACGACAACGAUCGCGGGCCGCGGCGCUUAACCACUACGCCACCGAGCUUAAUGUCAUUGGACACGAGGACCAUUUAAAUAUAUGCCUAAAAAUAAAGCAAUAUU